Molecule: messenger RNA, 1338 nt
Organism: Pterocles gutturalis (yellow-throated sandgrouse)
Lineage: Eukaryota; Metazoa; Chordata; Aves; Pterocliformes; Pteroclidae
Product: methylcytosine dioxygenase TET3-like
Exons: 7
Biological process (GO): oxidative demethylation; positive regulation of transcription by RNA polymerase II
Cellular component (GO): nucleus
Molecular function (GO): DNA 5-methylcytosine dioxygenase activity
Source: RefSeq, a predicted model, not a curated record
GUGAUCCGGAGAAACAACCAAGAGGAGAAGCUGCUGUGCCUGGUGCGGCACCGGGCUGGUCACCACUGCCAGAACGCCGUCAUCAUCAUCCUCAUCCUGGCCUGGGAGGGAAUCCCUCGCACGCUGGGUGACACGCUGUACCAGGAGCUCACCGACACCCUCUCCAAGUACGGCAACCCCCCCAGCCGACGCUGCGGCUUCUCCCGCAGCCGGACCUGCGCGUGCCAAGGCAAGGAUCCCAACACCUGCGGCGCUUCCUUCUCCUUCGGCUGCUCUUGGAGCAUGUAUUUUAAUGGCUGCAAAUACGCCCGGAGCAAAACUCCCCGCAAGUUCAGGCUGGUGGGGGACAAUCCCAAAGAGGAAGAGCUGCUCCGGAAGAGUUUUCAGGAUUUGGCCACCGAGGUUGCUCCGCUUUACAAGAGGCUGGCGCCACAAGCCUACCAAAACCAGGUUACCAACGAGGACGUCGCGAUAGACUGCCGGCUGGGCUUGAAGGAGGGGAGGCCGUUCUCAGGAGUGACGGCGUGCAUGGAUUUCUGCGCUCACGCUCACAAAGAUCAGCAUAACCUCUACAACGGCUGCACGGUGGUCUGCACGCUGACGAAGGAAGACAAUCGCGUGGUGGGGAAGAUCCCAGAAGAUGAGCAACUGCAUGUCCUCCCCCUCUACAAAAUGUCCAGCACGGAUGAGUUCGGCAGCGAGGAGAACCAAAACGCCAAGGUGGGCAGCGGGGCCAUCCAGGUGCUCACGUCCUUCCCCCGCGAAGUCCGCAAGCUGCCCGAGCCUGCCAAGUCCUGCCGGCAAAGACAGCUGGAAGCCAGGAAAGCUGCUGCGGAGAAGAAGAAGCUGCAGAAAGAGAAGCUGAUGACACCGGAGAAGAUCAAGCAGGAAGCGCUCGAGCUCCCCAUGCUCCAGCAAAACGCAGGUAUGGCCUUGAAAAGCGGGCUACCCCCGCAGCCGCUGCAACCUUCCAUCAAGGUGGAGCCGCAAAGCCAUUACAACGCCUUCAAGUACAACGGCAACGCGGUGGUGGAGAGCUACUCGGUGCUGGGGAGCUGCCGGCCCUCCGACCCGUACAGCAUGAACAGUGUUUACUCUUACCAUUCCUACUAUGCACAGCCCAAUCUGCCUUCCGUGAACGGGUUUCACUCCAAGUUCGCGCUUCCCAACCUCAACCACGCGUACGGGAACGCCGAUUUCCCCGAGCCCAUCCCGCACAGCGUCCGGAGCAAAAACCAUCACCAGCGCACCUACGAGACCCGCUCCGCCAGCCAGCAGAAAACGGCGAUGGCGGCGGCAUCGGCCGGGGCACACAGGACUAACUCAGGCUCGGAGGAC